GCCAAUCAAAUCUCGUCGUCGCACAAAAUAAACUCUUAAAACAAACAAGUAAAGAGCUUCUCUUCUCUUUCUCUCCCUCGUGCGCCACUCUGACAAAGACUUGAGAGAUUGAGAGAGAGAGAGAGAGAUUUUACAGAUUCAGAUAGCUUUUCUUUUCAAUGGCGGCCGGAGGAGGAACAGUAGGAGUAGGAGGAGGAGGAGGAGGAGGAGGAUCGUCGUCGGGACGUACUCCGACUUGGAAAGAGAGGGAGAACAAUAAGAAGAGAGAGAGGAGGAGGAGAGCCAUCACUGCUAAGAUUUACUCUGGUCUUAGAGCUCAAGGUAACUAUAAGCUUCCCAAGCACUGCGAUAACAACGAGGUUCUUAAAGCUCUUUGUCUCGAAGCUGGUUGGAUCGUCGAAGACGACGGCACCACUUACCGCAAGGGUCUUAAGCCACCAGCAUCAGAUAUUUCAGGGACUCCUACAAACUUCAGCACAAAUUCUUCAAUCCAACCAAGUCCACAGUCAUCUGCUUUUCCAAGUCCUGCACCUUCUUACCACGGGAGCCCAGUCUCAUCUUCCUUCCCGAGUCCAUCUCGCUACGACGGAAACCCUUCCUCCUACCUUCUUCUCCCGUUCCUACACAACAUCGCUUCUUCCAUUCCUGCAAACCUUCCACCUCUUAGAAUAUCCAAUAGUGCGCCUGUCACUCCUCCGUUGUCUUCUCCUACCUCUCGCGGUUCUAAGCGGAAACUCACUUCGGAACAAUUACCGAAUGGCGGGUCUCUACACGCUUUGAGGCAUCCGCUUUUCGCUAUCUCAGCUCCUUCUAGUCCUACUCGUCGUGCUGGUCAUCAAACACCACCUACAAUUCCGGAAUGUGAUGAAUCCGAGGAGGAUUCGAUUGAGGAUUCAGGAAGGUGGAUCAAUUUCCAAUCUACAGCUCCUACUUCACCAACAUUCAAUCUUGUUAAGCAAACAUCGAUGGUCAUUGAUAUGAAAAGAUCAGAUUGGGGAAUGAAUGGGAGAGGUGCAGAGUUUGAGUUUGAGAACGGAACAGUUAAGCCAUGGGAAGGCGAAAUGAUUCAUGAAGUUGGCGUAGAAGAUCUCGAACUCACUCUCGGUGGCACAAAAACCCGAUGCUGAAAAAAAACAGAACCAUGAAAUCAGUCUGAAAUACUAAUGAUUGGUGGUAAAAGAUCUCUCAGUCUCCUUGUGACCAUAUAACAGAGCAAAAAUCUUCAGCAUUGUACAGUACAUUGGAGCCGGAGCUCGCAUGGCCGAGGAAGGGUCAAAAAGGGUCGAACCUCUUAACAUACCCGUUACAUUCACCGUUUAUACUUUUAAAUUUUCUCUGUGAUGAUAAUGAAAUGUUCUUAGAGAUAUAUAUAUAUAUAUAUAUAUAAUAUGAGUUUGUUGAUCACAGGAUAAAAAGAUUGGGUUUUGGAAAAGAUCAAUUUGUAGAGAGACUUAAGUAAGAGUGUAUUAAGCGAUUUCAUCUUUACAGAUAUAGUAAUUUCGAUAUCCAAUUUGCUUUCCAGA
Molecule: messenger RNA, 1523 nt
Organism: Capsella rubella
Lineage: Eukaryota; Viridiplantae; Streptophyta; Magnoliopsida; Brassicales; Brassicaceae
Product: BES1/BZR1 homolog protein 2
Exons: 2
Coding region: 159-1127 (322 amino acids)
Biological process (GO): brassinosteroid mediated signaling pathway; DNA-templated transcription
Molecular function (GO): DNA-binding transcription factor activity
Source: RefSeq, a predicted model, not a curated record